Messenger RNA from Rhinocladiella mackenziei CBS 650.93, 1224 nucleotides. RefSeq lists its product as uncharacterized. NCBI's taxonomy places the organism in Eukaryota, Fungi, Ascomycota, Eurotiomycetes, Chaetothyriales, Herpotrichiellaceae. The transcript is spliced from 3 exons. The coding region runs from base 1 to 1224 and encodes 407 amino acids. The record is from RefSeq and is a predicted model, not a curated record. Gene Ontology annotation, molecular function: galactonate dehydratase activity. Gene Ontology annotation, biological process: D-galactonate catabolic process; amino acid catabolic process.
AUGGCUACGAGUGAGCUCAAAACGCUGAAUGGCGUCACCAACAGACAUCAUCCGGAAGUCCCAAGCAUGCCACUGGCAAAAAUAAAAAGCAUCGAGUAUUUCCGGGUCAAGCCUAGAUGGCUUUUUGUUAAGAUCUGUGAUGAUCAAGGUGGAUAUGGUUGGGGGGAAGCGACUCUAGAAGGUCAUACCAAAGCGGUUGAAGGAGCCCUGGACGAAAUCAUUGACCGUAUCAUCGGUUACGAGGCGGAUGACAUCGAACAUAUCUGGCAAACGAUUUGGCGGCUAGGUUUCUACCGCGGAGGCCCUGUCUUUAUGUCGGCCUUGUCUGGAAUCGAUAUUGCACUAUGGGACCUGAAGGGUCGAAAAAUGAAUGUUCCCAUUUAUCGCCUCUUAGGGGGCAAAGUUCGCAACAAGGUCCAGGUCUACGCGUGGAUUGGCGGUGACAGGCCUAAGGACAUUGAAGUGGCUGCCAAAGCCCGCAUUGCCCAAGGUCUCAAAUGCAUCAAGAUGAACGCGACGGAAGAUGUUAACUGGCUCGACUCCCCUUCUGUUCUCGAUGCCACGGUCGAGCGUCUCCAAACGGUUAAAUCUCUUGGUCUGGAGGCAGGUCUUGACUUUCAUGGCCGCCUGCACAAACCCAUGGCCAAGCAGCUGGCGAAAGCUCUGGAGCCAUACCGACCCCUCUUCGUCGAGGAGCCGCUGUUGGUUGAGCACCCCGAGGGCCUCAAGCAGUUGUCGGACAGUACGACGAUUCCAAUCGCGCUGGGCGAGAGACUGUAUACCCGAUGGGAUGUCAAACGAUUUUUGGAGGAUGCGAGUAUCGAUAUCUUGCAGCCCGAUAUCGCUCAUGCGGGUGGCAUCUCGGAGACGAAGCGAAUCGCUAAUAUGGCCGAAGCGUACGAUGUGGCCAUCGCACCUCAUUGCCCUCUCGGUCCAAUAGCGCUCGCCGCAAGUAUCCAGGUGGCAUUGAGCAUUCCCAACUUUGUCAUCCAAGAAAUGUCUCUGGGAAUGCACUACAAUGUUGAAGCCGGCGAGGAAGAUCUCCAUACCUAUAUCGUUGAUCAGUCCGUGUUUGACAUCAAAGAUGGCUUCGUCGAGGCUCCGACUGGUGCGGGAUUAGGUGUCGAGAUCGAUGAGGCCGUCGUGCGUCGCGUCGCGCAGAGUACCCAACCGUGGCAGUGUAAGGAGUUCUAUGGUCCCGAUGGUUCAAUUAGGGAGUGGUAA